AUGCAACCGUGAAAUAUUUUGUCGUUUUGUCAUCUAUCUUCUCAUUCUAUAAUUAUGUACUAAUUCCACUAACUUCACUUUCAUAAUUUCAUAUCUUAGGAAAGGAAAUAAUAAAAUGAUUUAGAGUAGCAUAAGGCUAUAAAUAACCCAUUGUCAAUAACCAUUGAAUGCCAAGCUACCAAGAUAAAAGAAAAUGAAUUUUUUUUAGCUGAUGAUUGAUUUUCAUUCUCUUCACAACUAUCAUCAUUUUUGGUCCUGACAACAUAAGAUGCUGCAAGCAAAAGCCCUAUAUGACAAUCAUUCAGAGUCAUGCGAGGAGUUGUCGUUUCGAAGUGGCGACAUCCUCUCCAUUGUUGAAAAAAAUGUCAAUGGCUUGGAAGGUUGGUGGCUCUGUUACCAUGGCAACAAGUUGGGUAUUGCACCUGGAAAUAGAUUGAAGGUAUUGAAGCGAUACCCAGCAACUGAGGAUAAAGAUAAAACUCUAACACGUGAUGAUUCAUCUCGCCAGUGCAACAACUACAACUUACCAGCAUCUUUGAAUGACAACAAACUUAAUCAAGGUAAUGAUUUGUAUGAUUCACCAUCUUCUUCUGAAAAAAGAAACUACCCACACUCAGCAACAAAACUGAGCAACAGCAGCAACGCUACAGGCAGCCACACAGCCAGCAGUUGUGGCUCCAACUCGCCCAACAGAUCCAGCUUGUUGUCCAUGCUAUCCACAGGCAGUUCCAGUUUGAGUGACAGCGCUCGUUCCAGUGCGGAUGUCUCAUUUUCAACUUAUGAUAUGCUGCCAUCAUGUAACUCUGCAAAUAAGAUUCAGAAAUGUUUAUUUAAAAGAGAAGAGAAUACUCAUACUAAUAAAAGUCGAUGUAAUGUUAACAAAAGUGCUGCGAGUGUGGUCAGCUCUUCUGAUGACCAGAGAGAUUCAUAUCUAGAAGAUUACUCCUUUCCAAGAAAUGCUAGUUGUGAUAAUGCCCAGAAUGAUAACAACAACAGCAGCAACGACAAUGAAUUUGUAAAUGUGGCAGACUCUAGAGCAUUUUUUGAAGAUUUGUAUGAUAGUCCAAGAAGAUGUUUGAAUGCAAAUGCAUCGGCAGCAUCUCUAUCUUCCCCAGAGAAACAACCAUUGACAAUGCUUCCAUCCUCAUCUUCAUUCGACGAUUCAACGUUGAAAGGGUACAACAAACAGGUCAUUGAUCAACUUUACGAUGUUCCUCAAUCUCUCAUCAACCAGCAUCAGUCAAAUAGUUUGAACAGUACCCUUCUCAUUAAGAAUGAUAGUGAUGAGAUCGUUUUAAAUGAUUAUAAAAUUCAGAAAGAUAUCGAACUAGACAACCAGAGUCGUGUUGAAUCAUCUCACGACAACUCACAGCCAGUCAUAAAACAGCAAUCGCAAGCUGAUAAACAUCAAAUUGGCAAGGUAUCAGUACCAGUUAACGUACUGCCAAUGAUGUCCUUGCAUGAAGACAUUAAAAAGUACAACCAGAAGUUGAGAGGUUUUGUACUGGAAAUGGGAGAUCCGAAAGCAGAUGAUCUUGAACCUGACAAGGCUACUUUGAAGAUGUCUCAAAUAAAACUAUGUUGCUUGUCACUGAAAUCUGCUCUCAAAGAACUGGUAGAUUUUGCCAGUAAUUCAAAAUUUCCACAGGUUGAUGGCGGGUUAGUUAUGGAUAACAACUCAAAUUUAGAAAGCAUAAAGAACAAAAUUGAAGUUUUGAAGUGUUCUUUGAAAGAAUUUGAAGAAAAGACAAAUGAACUACACAUCAGCAAUACAAAGAGGAAUGGCAAUAACACCACAAGCAAUAAGAAACUCGUCAAUAUAGAUUUUUUGCAACUCUUAUUGAAUGCUGCCAACAAGUUGCCACUGGCUUCUAAUAUGCUCAUUUCUGACAUCUGCUCAUAUUUCAACGUGAACGACAACAACCAUAUUGUAACUGCCAGUUGUGUUGAUGAACAGUCUCCAUCGAAACCCAUGUUACCUGCUAGGUCCACCUCUGCCAUGCAGGCACACCAACAAACGUCAUUAAAUGCUGCUGCAGCAGCGAAAAAGUCAAUUCAGAGCAGACCGUUGCCGGCACCACCGUUAAACAAUUUCCGACUGGCCUCUCCUCACAGACCUCAGGAACAAAUUCAUUAUCGAUAUCAUUUACCUGAGCAUAACAAUUUUUCAGGUUCGAAUGUUAUGAAUGGUUCAGCCUCACCGAGGUCAACAUUACAACAUCAGGUUCAACAUCAACAUUCAACACCCUCCUAUGCCCCACAACCUCAGAGUAACCUCCUCCUGCAACGACAGCACACCCUUCCCAAUUCGCAGUCUCAAUUUUAUCAGCAGCAGUCUCAGCAGCAGAGUCAGCAGUGUGACCCGAUGGUUGGCAGCGAUGAAAGUGAUUCCUUGCUCGUUGCUUUCUAUGCAUCCCAAAUCCAAAUGCAUUUCAAUUUGGUUAAAACGUCUGCAACUAAAUUUUGUAAAACCAUGUUCAGCAGCUCAGCAAAACGUCAACUUCAACCGAUUCAACUCUUGCCUACUCCAAAAGAAUUUGUUCUAAGAAGCAAGUUUGUCAUAUUAGCUGCUCAUAAGUUAGUUUACGUGGCCGAUGCCAUCGCUCGUAAUUUAGCUGACCCAACUAGGUACAUAGACAUUGCUGAAUCAGCAAACAAGCUGUGCAAUGCAUUGAAAAUUGCUGUCAACUCUACAAAAGAAUCGGCUCUGCAGCAUGAAGAUGUUGAGAAAAGAGACUGCAUGGUAAAGAGCAUCCUGUCUGUUGAGGCGGCGUCUGAUGAGCUCUGCUCUGUCAUCAGCAAGUACAAGAGGUGUCUCGACAGCAAUGAUGAGGAGGAGGAGGUUGAACAAACUAAAUGA
This is a messenger RNA of Helobdella robusta, 2860 nucleotides long. RefSeq lists its product as hypothetical. Gene Ontology annotation, cellular component: plasma membrane; cytoplasm. Bases 269 to 2860 code for a protein of 863 amino acids. Gene Ontology annotation, molecular function: protein binding. Gene Ontology annotation, biological process: cell migration; cell surface receptor protein tyrosine kinase signaling pathway. The transcript is spliced from 5 exons. The record is from RefSeq and is a predicted model, not a curated record. NCBI's taxonomy places the organism in Eukaryota, Metazoa, Annelida, Clitellata, Rhynchobdellida, Glossiphoniidae.